AAUCUAGUCAAAGUUAGUGAUAAAAAUAUAUUAACGAUGGAAGUGGAGUAUAAUAUGUUAGUGAUAGAUUAAAAAAAAGAAGAAAAUAUAUGUACAUUUAAGUUACAAUUUAGAAAAAAAAUAAUCCAGUUUGAAAUUGUAAAAUUUAAUAUAUUGGUAGACGAAAUGUUGAAGAAAAUGAACUUACGCAUAUUUAAACUUAGGUAUCAAAAUUGGUGGCUUGGAAAACCCCCUACUCCUCCAUACAAACAUGUUGUGCAAAUUGGUGAUCCAAUUUUGAGGAUCAAAGCAAAAGUAGUUGACCCUUCAACAUUAAAAACUGAUCCCAUGAUUAAGCUGUUCAACAGAUUGUACUAUUUGAUGACUGUGACAAAGGCUGCUGGUUUGGCUGCACCUCAAAUUGGAGUUUCGUUAAGAGUAUUUGCUAUACAGUGCCCUGAUGUUACAACCUUUAAUGCUUCUCCAGUGUUGUAUGAAAGAAGGGGUAUGGAACAUAUUCCUUUUCAGAUUUGGGUGAAUCCUGAGAUGAAGAUUCUUGAUUAUGAUAGGAUAGAUGAUGAAGAAUGUUGUGAAAGCAUGCGUGGUUACAGCGCUGAAAUUCCUCGGUUUAAGAAGAUUCUUUUAAGUGGUAUUGAUGAGAAAGGAGAAGAGAAGAGCUGGGAGGCAAAGGACUGGUCUGCUAGGAUAAUACAACAUGAAAUGGACCACUUGGAUGGUAAAUUUUUUACGGAUUUGAUGAAUCCGAAAACUCUUACUUGUACCAAUUGGGAUGUAAUUAACCAUCAUCGGGGAAGAAUAUAUACCACAUAUAUGCCUGAUAGGUGACCGUUGUUCUGCAAUGUUCAGCCUCAUCUUUUUUAUUUGUUCUUAUUAUUUUAGAAAAUAAAUGUUUCAGUCUACAUUUUCUUUUUCUUUUUUUUCCUCUUUAAGUUAAACCUAUGGCUUAUAAUGUGAAGAAGUAAUAAAAAUGAAUGAG
Nezara viridula (southern green stink bug) is the source of this 976-nucleotide messenger RNA. The record is from the annotation of a GenBank genome assembly. Lineage: Eukaryota; Metazoa; Arthropoda; Insecta; Hemiptera; Pentatomidae.